Lottia gigantea (owl limpet) is the source of this 4284-nucleotide messenger RNA. RefSeq lists its product as hypothetical. The transcript has 6 exons. The record is from RefSeq and is a predicted model, not a curated record. The coding region runs from base 1 to 4284 and encodes 1427 amino acids. Lineage: Eukaryota; Metazoa; Mollusca; Gastropoda; Lottiidae.
AUGAGCAGCACAAGAAAUAUGAGGGAUGUAAAUAAAAAUAACCAGCCAACUUCAGCAGCCCAGGCACCUCGUUUACCUGCUCUACCUAUAAAUAAACUAACACAGGGACAAUUAAAGGCAGUAGUACCAGGAUUGAUGCAGUUGGCAACAAACAGCUCCCCAAAUAAAGACAACAGUAAAACCUCUGAUUUGUGGACAGCUAACUACUCUUCUCUUGCUCCCUCACCAGCACAGAAUAACUGUAAAGAGAAUAUAACAACUGAUCUGUUAAGAUUAAUGGUACGAAAUUGUUACCGACAUCUUGGACAGGAAGAACUACUGACAGAUAAUAAUAAUAUUAAUUGGAAAUCAGCUCUAGCUACUCUCUCACAGUUACAGUCCAAUGGUCUUAAAAAGGGUAGUAGAUUGGGACUAGAUAUUUUACCAGAUAUACUCUCUACUCAAGGCUACAACAAAUCUUUUAUUGAGAUUUACCUGUGUUUCUUCUGUUCUGAAGAAUUUGGAGGCAAAGAGGAACUCCGAUUACAUCAAAAUCAAUGUUCCUUUCGACCACCAGAGCUACGUUCCAUUAGAUCUCCAUCUAAAUCACCAGCAACAGAAAGCUCAGCAUGUCCACAGUUGAGUCCAUUAUUGCCUACAGAUACUGGUGUAGUCAUCUCCCAUUCACGAGAAGAUUACAUGCAAGGAUUAGAUUUAUUACCAGUCCAAAAAGCUAUAAGAAUUCGUGAAAAACGUAAAAACACAGAAAUAGAUUUGGAUGUUGAUAAAUUUGCCGAGCCGGUGACUCCAAAAUCACCAGGGACUCCACGCACGCCCAAGUCAUUAAUUUCUCAACUUAGUCGUGAUGGUGAAUCUAGUGCUUGUAAAAGACGUUUGUCGUAUCUUUGCCCGCGUGAUAAUAGUGAUGCUGAAAGUGUUAUAAGUAAUAGUAGUUCUGAUGAUGAGCCCCAAAAACCCUCCAAAACUCUGUCCCUUCUAUUCAUAGACGUUGCAUCUCCUCUUGGACAAAAAGUCCAAAAGUGUAUGGCUUCUGAGCCUGUUGUUCAUACAAAAGUGCUGACAAACGCUGAAUCAUUUUGUCGAACUCCUGUUAAAGACUCAAGUUUCUCAGAAAAGUUACGUGUUCGGAAUGCUUCUAUACCAGUUACGUUUAAAUUGACACGGAAACGUAUCAGACAGUUUAAUCAUACGUAUAAAUUUACUAAAUCUGAACGUGAGUUAUCUUAUGAUUACAUUCGCACUGGAUUAAACAAGGGAAGUCGAAUGUUAAAAAAAUCAUUGCCAAGAUGUAAGGUUCCAUUGAAGAGAUUAGCAAUGAAUGAUUUCAAACAUUGGAAAGCCAACCCAAAUCCUCCUAAAGUGCCUCUUAAUUGGAGGGCUCUUCAAAGAAAGACAUUCCAACUAUUGCAGAAACAGAAGCAAAUGUCUUCCAACCAACCUUGUUCCUUUCCAAAUGGACUGCCAGUUUUGCUUGGACCUGGAAUUGAUCGUUUGCUUGGAUUAAGAAAGAAAGAAGAACCAAUAGGGAAGAAAAGUUCCCUGACAUUAACUAAUGUCCUAUCUGAGGAUGCAAAUGCUGAAAUGUCUCAGUUGAAGCUUUCAUUGUACAAAUCUUUACUAACAGAAUUGUCUGAUUAUCAGCAGAAAUUUCAGAAAACUAAAUCUCCAAAUCUUCAGAUUCCAAAUUUGCAAGCAAAAUCUACAAAUCAUCAGAUGACAAAUUUGCAGCUAAAGCAUUUCUCAUCUCCCAUCAAAGAUCAGCUUAAUCAGAAGGCAGCUCCUGUUUUCUUGUCACCCUGUCGAGUCAGCAUACAACAAUUGGAAAGAGACCAGGAAUAUUUACCCCCACCAUCUCUGUCCCCACCUUCAUCCACUCAUAGUGCUAAGACAAAACCAUUGUCCAUUGACAUCCCUAAAGACAAUUUCAAGCCAUCAUCAGGCUCUACUCACAAGUCACGACGUGAUCUAUAUAAUGAUAUUGACAAUCUCACUUCUGAUGAUUCAAUUUCCAUUAGAACAGGAUCAUCUGAUGAAUCCUACAAAUGUCUUUCACCAGAAGAGGAACCUUGUGUAAAAUGUGAGAGAUAUCUCUGUAAAUGCAAGAGCAAAGCCUUAAAGUCUAAGGAUAAAGACUCCCCCAAAAAGUCUUUCAUAGGUGACAAAACUCCUGUUAAAAUAAAGAAAAAGAUUGGCAGACCAAGGAAAGAUUCAAAAAUAAACAAUUCAUUGUCUGCAAAGAAGAAUGCAAAUCUAGGCAAUAAAAAGAAGGAUUGUAGCAAAGAAAUUAUCAAAAAGUAUCGAAGGAAGUUUCCAGCUAAAAAGCUUAAUUAUUCCUUAAGAGGAGUUGAUGAUAAACCUGUUCCUGCUGUGAAGAUUCCAAAAUGUCUGCAGAUUGACAUGAAGGAAUCAGCUUUCAUACCAGCAGUCAUGCUUGGUAAAGUAGCUGUACCAAAGAAGCUGGCAAUAGAUAUGGAAUGGAAACCUUUAGACAGCAAGUGUAAUCUGAGGCAGAGGAAUAGUGUAGAUGGUAAGUUGACUGAUGCAGAAGCUACGACCAAACUGUCAAAACCUGGUAAAGGAGAAUCAUCUACUUCUGGUAUCGAUACAAGCAGUGAUGAUGAUGACACACCUUUGAGUGCUAUCUGUCAAAGGGUAACUGAGGGCAAAAAUAUACCUAUAAGGGAAAAAGAGCCUGGUAGGAUGUCUCCAAAAGAACAUUCUGAGGACAAGUCCCGUGCUGUCAACAUCCUCAAAAAAUCACCUGUGAAACAGAUUAUAAAAGAUUUGAAAAAUGUAAAAGAGAAAGAUGCUCCCAAAGUUGCCCAGCAGUCAACUGAAACCCUGACCAGUCCAAGAGAUAAGCUGGACAUUGCAUCCUAUAUAAGACCCAAAAUUCUAAUGAGAAAACACCCCAAUAUUGGUAACACAAAAUCUCAAACUGUCAUGUCUCCCCCACUAACCAAGCCUAACUCAAUAAGCCCUGAAGAGCCAGCCAAGAAGAAAUUAAAGAUGCCAAAAGGAUUAGAAAUAAACAUGGUUUGGCAACCAGAAGAUCUUCCAGCACGAAGAGAGUCUAAACCUAAACCAGAUGAAUUGCAGAAAUCUGAAUCUGAAUCAGGAAGCAUGUUAAGAGAGAGAUCAGCAUCUGUAACAGUUCUUAAAAAGUUAGAUGAUUCUCCUUUGAGGCAAAGGUCUUUGUCGAUUAGUCAAGGUCUUGCAAAGUAUUUUGGAAAAAUUGUUGAAGUAUCACCAAGCUCAUUAAAAAAAAGUGCAACACUUCCAGGAAACUCUCCAAUGAAAUGGGUCAGAAACACAAAUCUUCAUUUUCAUCCUGGUGGUGAUUCCAUGAGUCCUCUACUUACUAAGUCACCCGAAAAGCAGAAAAGCAAAUCAUCAGAUGCUAAUGCAACAAUAGUUAAUGUUUCACCUUGUAAGACAUCAGCAGUUCACAAGUCACCAGUAAACAAGCAUUCUAGCUCAAUUUUAAAGUUACCACUAAGUGUCAAUCCAAUCAAAUCUCCAAAUGUUAAAGAUAAACUUGAAUCUGAAUCAAAGAAAAGUGGUUCACCUAAAAAGGCUUCUUCUUGUUCCCAAGGUGGAAUUAAAAUAAAGAAUUCAUCAAGAUCCUCCUCACCUGUCAAACAGAACAAAUCAGUUCUUCCUAUUAAAAUUAUUGAAUGCAGUUCAGCAAAAAAGACUCCUGGUUCUUCGGGUAAAGUACAAAAAAGUAUUUUAGGUACACCCUCGGGAAGUCCAUCUAAGAAAGUCACUGACAAAUCACUGAAGAAAUCUCUGGAAUCUUCCUCGUCAAAGAAAAGUAUGUCUGAAAAUACAGCACCAACUUCUCCAAAAAAGACUCAAACUACUCCUAGAAAAGUUGAAGGCAGUCCCUCAAAGAAAAACAGCAAUACUUCUCCAGUGAAGUCCUCUAGUCCUAAAAAGGACUCUCCAAAGAAGUCUAAAUCAGUUCUUAUGCCCAGCAAAAACAAAAAGCUAUCAAUACAGUCUUACCAAGACUUUUUGAUGGAAGUUCAGAAAAGUUCUACAAAAUCACAGAAAUCACCACCAAAGUCAGCCAAAACUAGUCCCAAAAUGAAUAAAAGCACCUUGAAGAAAUCACCUUUUGGAAGCAAAAUUCUUAUGAAAAAGAAAGAAAAGUCAAAAUCUGAAGAUAAGAGAGCUUCUCUCACUGCAGCAUCAUUAUUAGCUGGGGCUCGUGGAACCAAGCGAAAGAUCUCAUUAGGGAAAACAUCAAAAACUAAAAAGCCUAAAACAAAGGAAUGA